Messenger RNA from Spinacia oleracea (spinach), 1848 nucleotides. Its product is annotated as phosphoribosylaminoimidazole-succinocarboxamide synthase, chloroplastic. Gene Ontology annotation, cellular component: chloroplast stroma; cytoplasm. Gene Ontology annotation, molecular function: phosphoribosylaminoimidazolesuccinocarboxamide synthase activity. Bases 315 to 1532 code for a protein of 405 amino acids. The record is from RefSeq and is a predicted model, not a curated record. Gene Ontology annotation, biological process: 'de novo' IMP biosynthetic process. NCBI's taxonomy places the organism in Eukaryota, Viridiplantae, Streptophyta, Magnoliopsida, Caryophyllales, Amaranthaceae. The transcript has 14 exons.
CAGAGCAAAAAAAAAAAACGCGAUCUUUCUCUGUUACUGUUACGAUGCCCUAGAAUCGUCUUCUCCGCUUCCCCCCUUUUCUUUGCUCGAAUUGAAGAUGACCAUAGUCGUAUGCAAAGAUCAACUUGAAGCUCGAAUCAAGGCAUCCCCUCUCUUCUCUAAAUGAAUCAAAGUUCUCUUUUUUUCAGGAACGAGUUCAACCAAAAUUUCGACUAAUACAAGAAGGCUCGAAGAAGGUGAAGAAUAAUUGUUUCACCUUUUGACGAUUUCCAGAUUCUCAAUUGGCGAUUUUCAAUCUCUAGGAGAGAGCGAUAAUGGCAAAUUGUGCUGGAUGCUUAAACCCUUCUAGAACGCUUUACAAAGGAAAAAUCUUAUCCCCCCUUACUUCUCCAAAUCCCGGCUCCCAUUGCUGCUACAACAAACAAGGAUUCAGGCUGAAGAGAAAAUUCCAAGGAAUAUAUGCUUCUUCAACCAUGUCAACCCCAAAUAAUCCGCAACCCGCUUCUUCAAUUGAUGUUCUGAAUCAGGGCAAUGGAAAUCCUGAGGUUUUGCAAGCAAUUGAAGGGUCUCUCUAUAAUUGUCUUUCAGAAACAAACCUUCAUCUCACCGUUCCCGGUCUCAAGUCCAAAACCCGAGGCAAGGUCCGAGACAUAUAUGAUGGUGGAGAUUUUCUUGUUCUAGUCACAACAGAUAGACAAAGUGCAUUUGACAGAGUUCUAGCUUCAAUUCCAUUUAAAGGACAGGUAUUGAAUGAGACGAGUUUAUGGUGGUUUGAUCAAACUCAUCACAUUACUCCAAAUGCAGUUUUGUCGGUCCCUGAUAAGAAUGUCACAAUAGCAAAAAAAUGUACCAUUUUCCCUGUUGAAUUUGUUGUGAGAGGAUUUGUUACUGGAAGCACUGAUACAUCAUUGUGGACGGUCUACAAGAAUGGUGUUCGAAAUUAUUGCGGGAAUACUUUGCCUGAUGGCUUGGUAAAAAAUCAGCGCCUAGAGAGAAAUAUACUUACACCAACAACUAAAUCGGCAGAUCACGAUGUUCCUGUUACUCCGCAUGAGAUUAUAGAACAUGGGCUAAUGACUAAAUCUGAUUUUGAUGAAGUUAGUGAGAAAGCUCUAAAUUUGUUCGAGUAUGGACAGCGUGUGGCUUUGGAACAUGGUUUGAUUUUGGUGGAUACUAAGUAUGAAUUUGGGAAGACAAGUGAUGGCACAAUUGUUCUAGUUGACGAGGUGCACACGCCUGAUUCUAGCAGAUACUGGAUUUCAAGUUCUUACGAGGAACGCUUCCGUAAUGUUCUUGAACCUGAAAAUGUUGAUAAGGAGUUCUUGAGAUUGUGGUUCAAAGAUCAUUGUAACCCAUAUGAAGAUAAGGUUCUUCCGGAUGCACCCAAAGAACUUGUUUGUGAGCUAGCUUCGCGAUAUAUAUUUUUGUACGAGACUAUAACGGGCUCUAAAUUUGAUAUCCCAAACACAGAGAUACCAAUUCAUGACAGAAUCUCACAAAAUGUAUUGUUAGCGUUGGCAUCUCUCAAGUGAAGAUUCUCAUUUGAAAUGCCUUACAGUAUUGCUUAGGGAAGUUAAUAACCUUAUCCCUUUUCUCACCUUCUGAUAGAAGGUUUCCUGAAUAACAGUUGCUAGUUGCCGCACAAGGAGUUUUUAUGUUGGCAUCUCCAAAUUUUCGUGUUGGAUUCUACGACAUACUAAUGGAGUACUCCGUACUGGUUAGUGGUCGUUUUAGGAAUUCGCUCUGAAAAACCUAAUUGUAAAAUGGACAACGGUAGGCAAAAUGAGCCGUAUAGAAAGUAGAAAUGAGUUAUCAAGGCUCCAAAUUGGAUGCUGCUAAUUUCAAUAA